Messenger RNA from Pongo pygmaeus (Bornean orangutan), 6745 nucleotides. RefSeq names its product zinc finger protein 234 (gene ZNF234). The record is from RefSeq and is a predicted model, not a curated record. Lineage: Eukaryota; Metazoa; Chordata; Mammalia; Primates; Hominidae. Bases 3779 to 5881 code for a protein of 700 amino acids. The transcript has 6 exons. Gene Ontology annotation, biological process: regulation of DNA-templated transcription.
AAAAAAAAAAAAAAGUAUAUAUUUGCUAGUUUUGUCAGCUGAGAGGGUCAAGAAUCAAUAACACUAAGGUAGCAGCGAUCACACCUAGCACUCAGUUCUUUGUUUCUAACUACAUUUUCCACAAAUAGGAACCAGAAGUCCUAGGAGAAAUAUCUGAUCUCAUGGCUAGGGUAGGGAAAAUACCCAGUGAACUUGAAAAAUAUCUAAUGAACUUGGAACACACAGUAUCAGAAAGUAAACCAGUGCGCAAAGAGCUCAUAUCAUGAUGAACAGGAGGAGCCAGAAGGCAAGAGGGGACUGCUUGAAGAGGAUUUUACUGGCAAAAUCUGAGACAACCAGAGAAUCAAAAUACAUAAUAACAGUAGUAGAUGUGAACUCAUUAAUAUAACAAGAAUUCACAAAUCCACACUGGUAUAAACAAAUAAAUAAUAUAGAUGGAAAGCUUUUUCUCAGAGCAUAAUGCCAAAAAAUCAACAUAGAAUGAGUUGGAGUAUCUCAAUUUUUCACCAGAUAGUAGUAACUUUUUAGGGGAAAAAUAAUUUUAGAGUGCAGAAUUCUGGAGAGAAACACCUUAAUCAACUGUUCAAGUUUAGCAGCACCAGUAAUGGAUAAAAACUAGUAUCUGGUACAUCCUGAGAUCAUGCACUAAGGACAGGAAUUGAUCAUAAUCCAGAAAGACAUAAUCUUGAAUGUUGGAAUCGCUGAAGAUCAAAAUGUUAAAAAUAUAACUCUGGAAAAAAUAAUUUUAAAUUAUUUAGAAGAUAUUGAUUGAUUUACAUUUCUUUGUUUUCUUUUUUUUUUUUUUUUUCUGGGACAGACUCUCGCUCUGUCACUCAGCUGGAGUGCAUUUCCCUUCCUUCCUCCCUUCCAUUUUUUUUUUUUUUCUGAGACAGUCUCUCGUUCUGUCACCCAGAUUGGAGUGCAGUGACGUGAUCUCGGCCUCCCAGGUUCAAGUGAUUCUUGUACCUCAGCCUCCUGAGUAGCUGGGAUUACAGGCAUGUACCACCAUGCCAUGCCCAGCUAAUUUUUUGUAUUUUUAGUAGAGACAGCGCUUCACUAUGUUGGCCAGGCUGGUCUCAAACUCCUGGCCACAAGUAAUCCACUGGCCUUGGUCUCCCAAAGUACUGGGUUUACAAGUGUGAGCCACUGCGCCUGGCAGAGAUGGAGCAUCUCAAUAAAUUUUGUCAUUUGGAAGGGCAGACUAGAGCAACAACACAGCUGUAACUAGUAUAGAAAUAGCAGUCAAUUUUCAAAGAGGGGAAUGUAUGGCAUUGUGUGGUUAGCAUACUAACCUUGUUUUUAUGUGUAAACAAAAUUGUGAAAAGGUCUUUUUUUAGUUUAGAAAAUGAAUCUAGAAUGUGAGACUUCGUUUUUUAAAAAACAAAAAUAUAGAUUGAUAAGUGUAUUAGUCCAUUCCCGCAUUGCUAUAAAGAAAUACCUGAGUCUGGGUAAUUUAUAAAGAGGUUUCAUUGGCUCACACAGAGUCCUGCAGGCUGUAGAGGAAACAUGGCAGCAUCAGCUCAGCUUCUGGGGAGGCCUCAGGAAACUUACAACCAUGCUGCAAGGCGACUAGGGAGCCAGCACUUCUCAUGGCCAGAGUAGGAGGAAAAGAGUGAGGAGUGAGGUGCUACACAAUUUUAAACAAGCAGAUCUCAUGAGAACUCUAUCAGGAGAACAGCACUAGGGGGAUGGUGCUAAACCAUUAGAAACCUCCCCGAUGAUCCAAUCGCCUCCCACCAGGCCCCAACUCCAACACUGGGGAUUACAUUUCAACAUGAGAUUUGGGUUGGGACACAGAUCUAAACCAUAUCAAUAGGCCAAUGUAUGUUUAUGGGGAGAAAAAAAUCUGGUUAUCUUUUUUUUUUUUUUUUUUUUUUUUUUUUCCGUGACGGAGUCUUGCUCUGUCGUCCAGGUUGGAGUGCAGUGGCACGAUCUCGGCUCACUGCAACCUCUGCCUCUCAGGUUCAAGCGAUUCUCCUACCUCAGUCUCCCGAGUAGCUGGAAUUACAGGCACGCACCACCAUGCCUGGCUAAUUUUUGUAUUCUUAGUAGAGAUGGGUUUUCACCAUGUUCUCCUGGCUGGUCUCGAACUCUUGACCUCAUGAUCCGCCCGCCUUGGCCUCCCAAAGUGUUGGGAUUACAGGCGUGAGCCACCGCUCCCAGCCCCUGGUUAUCUUGAAGAAAGAUUUUACAUCGGUUGUUUUCUGAUUUUGCUUUAUUCUAUUAUUAAUUUGUAUCAACCAACGUAAGCCAGAUUCCAAAUUGCUAACUAUAAUAACGAUAUUUUAACCAAAAAAUAUAAAGGAAGAAAAUAAAAUAUGUUCCUUCAUGUAUAGGAUCCCUCCUUAAUGCUAAUGCAUUAAAUAAAUCAUAGGCAUUGGGUGUCUGACAUCAAUGGCAAGCGCUUCACCAGUUAUACUUGCUUCGAAGUAUUGGGCAAUUUAAGAGCUUCUCUGAAAUUUGGUGUUUUUACCUCUUCAGUAGACAUAAUACCAUGAAAAGUGUAAAUGAAAGAAGAUAGCUUUUCCAUGAGGACAGGGCUUCCCCACUGGCCCUCUCAAAUGAUUGUUUUUCCUGCCAAACCAGUGGUAACACAGCGUCCGGAGUAGGGGCUGGCACCUUCUUUGUUCUUCAUUGCCUUUCCCAAACCAUUGUAACUUGCUCACUCUUUAAACUUUUAGUUUUGGCCUCAUAUUAUCAGUUUAUAGUAAUCAAUCAUCAAUCAUCUACUGACCCCUAAGAAGUCAUUCCCCGUUUAGUCCUUGAAGAUUGUAUCUCCUCGCUUGUUCUCUUUCCAAUAAUCCUCCUGUAGUCCUCGGAGGCGUUUAGACUUCAGGAAUUGCUGUCUAUUCAAUAUUUUCGCUCAAGGACUCAGGCAGAGGGAAGGACGACUCUCAGGGUCACAGUCCACAUUCCCUACCAGGCGCUCAGCGAUAUAGGAUUCGUUCCCCAUGGGCAGUGCGGGAAUCGUAGUCAAGGAGCACCGCGGAGUCCCAACGCUUUCCCCUGAAGGGUGAGAUUCUGAACGUUUUUCCCUCAGCAUUCUGAGUGUAAUCCAAACGCUCGGUGGAGUCGUGGUGCGUUUGACCCACGCAGGCGGAUCCGGGGAAUUCUGGGAAAUGUAGUCCCGACAAUCAGCGGAGUCGCGGGCACUUCCGCUCCAAGGAAGGGGGAGCGGUUGUCACGGCGCAUUCCACGGUAGUUUGUUCCAGUUCCGCGACUUGCGGGCCCUUCCUAAUGUCAGGGACUUAAGCUUGGGGCUCGCUGGGACCUGGUGGUCGGGUUAUGGGAAAAGAAGCCUCGUCCGAGAGCAGAGGUUUGGAGAGGCGAGGGCGGCGGCUUUUGUUGUGUCAGCGGAGCCUUCUUGGGCUGGGGCUCCCCUCGUGUCCCGCGGCCGGAGGCGGGGGGCAUUGGGACUUGGUUGGGUCGCGUCUCGCCUGGUUUCAGAGUUUCCGGCGCUCUGAGCUCGCCCACUCCGUCUCCCUGCACUCCAGGCGCGUAGUCACUUUUUUACAGUGCAAGGUUGGCGUGUUAAUCUCCCUGGGCCUCUCCUUGCUGUUCUUUAAAAUGGGGACGUUAGGACCAUCCUUGGAGAAUCGUUUUGGUAACUGGAAUAGGUUACACAACACAAGCAGUCCCUGUCACUUGCCUGAAAAAGGACAGCGCGGACUGACUUCUUGGCUAAUGAAAGCAAAGCUCCACUGUUCCAGGCACGAUUCUGCCUUCUCUCAAAUGGCAUAACUCAGUACUCUGCAAAUUCCCAGAAACAGGAGGAAAAAUGACCACAUUCAAGGAGGGACUGACCUUCAAGGAUGUGGCUGUGGUCUUCACUGAGGAGGAGCUGGGGCUGCUGGACCCUAUCCAGAGGAAUCUGUACCGAGAUGUGAUGCUGGAGAACUUCAGGAACCUGCUGUCAGUGGGGCAUCACCCCUUCAAACAUGAUGUAUUCCCUUUAGAAAAGGAAAAAAAGCUUGAUAUAAUGAAGACAGCAACUCAAAGAAAAGGGAAAUCAGCAGACAAGAUCCAAAGUGAGAUGGAGACUGUUCCAGAAGCAGGACGACAUGAAGAGCUUUACUGGGGGCAAAUCUGGAAACAGAUUGCAAGUGAUUUAAUCAAGUAUGAAGACUCUAUGAUAAAUAUUUCUCGGUUCCCUAGACAAGGUGAUUUGUCCUGCCAGGUUAGGGCAGGACUAUAUACAACUCACACAGGACAGAAACUUUACCAAUGUGAUGAGUACAAAAAAUCCUUCACUGAUGUCUGCAACUUUGAUCUUCAUCAACAGUUACACUCAGGAGAGAAGUCUCAUACAUGUGAUGAGUGUGGAAAAAGCUUCUGUUACAUCUCAGCCCUUCAUAUUCAUCAGAGAGUCCACAUGGGAGAGAAACGCUAUAAGUGUGACAUGUGUGGUAAGGAAUUUAGUCAGAGCUCACAUCUUCAAACUCAUCAGAGAGUCCACACUGUAGAGAAACCAUUCAAAUGUGUGGAAUGUGGGAAAGGCUUCAGUCGUAAAUCAACACUUACUGUACAUUGCAAAUUACACUCAGGAGAGAAACCUUACAAUUGUGAGGAAUGUGGGAGGGCCUUCAUACAUGCUUCCCAUCUUCAGGAACAUCAGAGAAUCCAUACUGGGGAGAAACCAUUCAAAUGUGAUACAUGUGGUAAGAACUUCCGUCGUAGAUCAGCACUUAAUAAUCAUUGCAUGGUCCACACAGGAGAGAAACCAUACAAAUGUGAGGACUGUGGUAAGUGUUUCACUUGUAGCUCAAACCUUCGUAUCCAUCAAAGGGUCCACACGGGAGAGAAACCUUACAAGUGUGAAGAAUGUGGUAAGUGCUUUAUUCAGCCUUCACAAUUUCAGGCCCAUCGGAGAAUCCACACUGGAGAGAAACCAUAUGUAUGUAAAGUGUGUGGUAAGGGUUUCAUUUACAGUUCAAGUUUUCAGGCCCAUCAGGGAGUCCACACUGGAGAGAAGCCAUACAAAUGCAAUGAGUGUGGGAAGAGCUUCAGAAUGAAAAUUCAUUAUCAAGUGCAUCUGGUAGUCCACACAGGGGAAAAACCCUAUAAAUGUGAAGUAUGUGGUAAAGCCUUCCGUCAGAGUUCAUAUCUUAAAAUCCAUCUGAAAGCACAUAGUGUACAGAAACCUUAUAAGUGUGAAGAGUGUGGGCAGGGCUUCAAUCAAAGCUCACGACUUCAGAUUCACCAGCUGAUCCAUACCGGCGAGAAACCAUACAAAUGUGAAGAGUGCGGAAAGGGAUUCAGUCGUAGAGCAGAUCUUAAAAUUCAUUGUAGGAUCCACACAGGGGAGAAACCAUAUAAUUGUGAGGAGUGUGGGAAGGUCUUCAGUCAGGCCUCGCAUCUUCUAACCCAUCAGAGAGUUCACAGUGGGGAAAAACCAUUUAAAUGUGAAGAAUGUGGGAAGAGCUUCAGUCGGAGUGCACACCUUCAAGCCCAUCAAAAAGUCCACACUGGAGAAAAGCCAUACAAAUGUGGGGAGUGUGGAAAGGGCUUCAAGUGGAGCUUGAACCUUGACAUGCAUCAGAGGGUGCACACAGGAGAAAAACCCUAUACAUGUGGGGAGUGUGGGAAGCACUUCAGUCAGGCCUCAAGUCUCCAACUUCAUCAGAGUGUCCACACAGGAGAGAAACCAUACAAAUGUGAUGUGUGUGGUAAAGUCUUCAGUCGGUCUUCACAACUACAGUAUCAUAGGCGAGUUCACACUGGGGAAAAACCUUACAAAUGUGAGAUAUGUGGUAAGAGGUUCAGCUGGCGAUCAAAUCUUGUAAGUCAUCACAAAAUUCAUGCUGCUGGUACAUUUUAUGAAAAUGAUGAGAAUAGUAAGAACAUCAGAGAGUUGUCAGAGGGAGGAAGUUCUACAAGGUGAUUAAAAAAAAAAAACAGAACUCAUGUACAACCUGAAUGCUUGUAAUCAGAUUUCAUAGGAGAGAAAAAUUUUAUCAACCUCCUUGAAUUUAUUUGAUUUGUAACGCUCCACAUUUCCACCUAGACUUUGUUUUUUUUUGAAAUGGGGUCUCGCCCUGUUGCCCAUGCUGGAUGCAGUGGUGCGAUCUUAGCUCACUGCAACCUCCACUUCCCGGGUUCAAGCGAUUCUCCUGCCUCAGUGGAUUACAGGUGCACACCACCACGCCUGGCUAAUUUUUGUAUUUUUAGUAGAGAUGGGGUUUCGCCAUACUGGCCAGGCUGGUCUCGAACUCCUGACCUCAUGUGAUCCACCCACCUCAGCCUCCCAAAGUGCUGGGAUUACAGGCAUGAGCCACCACCCCUGGCCUCCAUCUAGACUUUGAAAUGAUUGCCUUCUAAUUACAGUAGCAUUCUCUUAUUUAAAAUAUUUGUUUUAGUUAAGCCAGUGUUUAAGCAAUAGCUCAACAUAUCCCAGUGGUCCAGUGACCACACAGCUGAGAACCCUUGUUAAGUGGUACAGUAAAGCAUUCUGUCAAAACUUUGAUAUUUAUGACAUGUCACCUAGGAAAUGGGACUUAGAAAUGAGUUUGACCUGAGCUUUAAAAAAGUAUACUGAUGAAGGUGCCAGGAUUGAUGUCCAUUAGACUGUAAGCUCCAUGGGGGCAGGAAUUUUGCUGCUGAAUCUAUACAACCUUAACAUUGACUAGUGCUUGUAGGUGUGCUCAAUACUUGUUUGUUAACUUAAUCAAAAGGAGUAAAUGCACAAUAUUUGAACAUUGUAUCCAAAGGAAGAAAACUGCAAAAUAAAAUUAUUUGUGGAAAUGAA